Molecule: messenger RNA, 2158 nt
Organism: Mixia osmundae IAM 14324
Lineage: Eukaryota; Fungi; Basidiomycota; Mixiomycetes; Mixiales; Mixiaceae
Exons: 3
Coding region: 177-2144 (655 amino acids)
Source: RefSeq, a predicted model, not a curated record
GUUCCAUCGCACGGUAGCGCAUAUGACCGUCGAUGGCCUGCCGAAGAGCGAUGCACUUCGCAUGAAUGCCCAUCCGUCGAUCGCCUCGCUGAUCGAGCACGUCGCCAAGCUUUAUCCUGUUGCCUAGCGCCGAGAUUCGACGCGCUGUCUCUUACCUCGCCUUUGGCACCGCUCCCAUGGACUUCUUAGAGAUCGCACCCGUAGAGACCGCCAUCGACUGGCCCUUCGACGAUGAGCCGCUCGAGCGUACUGCUAGCCCUUUGGCUCAGCCAUUCUCUGCAAAGGCGGCUCACUUGACGACAGAGCACGACGCAAGAAACCCGCCGACGUACGGCGAGCUGCAGGCCAUCGAGCCGCCAGACUCUCGCUUCCAUCGAUGGAGGGACUGGGUAGCCAAGCGAGCAGGCGAGAGAUACAUCGAUCAAUCUGCACCGCCUCCGAGGCGAGCUCGACCAGUGGGAGCCUCGCUGCCUUUGUCAUCGACCGAGCAACUCUCUAGCAUCCGAACGGCCUACGAUGAUCCUCCCAGGCUGUUCGUCCACCCGUCUUGCAAGACCAGACUGACCCGGCAUACGGCUUUGGCAAGCAUUGGCUCUCGAUUCGUCUCGCUCGGCAUAGAGAGCACACCGCUCUGUAGCGCUGCCCUGCCCGUCACAGUCGACGUGAGGACAGAGCAAGAUGCUGUCGAGAGCCUGCCUCGCUAUAUCCUCAUCGGCACGAACGAGGGUCUCUAUGCGCUUGACUUGGCGCCCAGAUUGUCACUCAACGAGCGCAGCGACCAAGUCAAUCUGGAGGAUGCCAACGCCGUCAUGAUAUUAGAGGAUCUAGGCGUGACUCAGUUGUUCGUCUGGGAAGAGCCGGGCAGCGAGCGAGGGAUCGUCCUUGGCCUCGUCGACGAGGGCCCGACUCGAUCGCUGAGGAUGUGGCCGCUCGCAUCGAUCCUGAACCUCGUUCGAUGGCGGACCACGUCCUCUGCUUCCACUGCCGUCAAAGCACAAUCGAAGCGUCUUAACCGACAGAGCAUGCCAGACGGACUCACCGCUCUUCGAAAGAUGUUUGCAGCCACAGCCAUCAGACCAGACGCCAUCGAUGAGCAAGAAGGACCUUUGCUUUCAAGGCGGUCUCUCAAUCUCGGCAAGCGACGAUCACUCCUCAUGUGUCCACCUGCUACAUCGAACGACAUGCCGGACGAGAAAUACGAAAGAGCGCGACCGCUGCGAUCAGAUCAAGAAUGGGCUCAAAGUUUCAUCGAUGUCGUCGAGCCGUCAUAUGGCGAGGGCAAGAUACUGUUCUUUGACGUCACAACUUAUCCCGGCGGGCGACUGUAUCUUUCGAUAGCAACGAAGUCUACGCUGGACGUUUACGAAUCCAUAACGCAUACGGAUAGAUGCUUCGAGUCAAUUGCCUGUCUUGCAGUACACAAUACGCCGACCAGUGCCACCAUCAUUGAGGCACGCAAUGAUCUCUUCGAGCAGGGUCUUUCUGCCGAUUACGCCAGUCGUACUCAACUAGCAGCUUAUGUCACGCUCAAGUCUCGUUCGGUCGCAAUUCGCCUGCUAGAUGGCGCCGUUCGUGAGCUCACCCUAGGCUCUGGACGAGAUCGUAGCUCGAGCAACGGCAGUCAUGGCUCCGUCUCAUCUGUCUCGAGCAGUCACUCGCCCGGCAAGCGCAAGCUGUGGUGCCCGCUGAUACAUAUUGCCUACGGCCGCCCCAGUCUGCUCGCUUUCAGCAAAGGCAAUAGGACUGUCAUUGCUGCUGACCCCUUUCCAUUCGACGAUACCGCGUUUGCAGGCUCGAUCAGGCCGCUCAAACCUGCUACCAUACAAGGGCGUACUGCCCUGGAUUGGGACAGCCAAGGUCUAAGUCAGGUCAUUACGCUUGACGCAAACAAGGGUACUCGAGACUUGCAUAUCUUUGCAGCCUUUGGCGAUACUUCGCUGGAGGUUCAAGAAGUCCGCCUCUCCGCCCCUCGACUUUCUCGCAAUCAGAAGUCCAAGAUCGAAGCAGAUUCCACGAUGUCGUAUAACUUCUCGACAGAGAUCUCGCUGCUUGGCGUGCUAGCAGAUGGUAUCGCGCUCCUCCGCGUGACCUCCCUGCUCGAGCACAAGCUCGUUCUGCUCAUCGCGGAAGCAGCAAGCUCGUGAUAGACGGAAUCCAU